Messenger RNA from Thamnophis sirtalis, 932 nucleotides. The record is from RefSeq and is a predicted model, not a curated record. NCBI's taxonomy places the organism in Eukaryota, Metazoa, Chordata, Lepidosauria, Squamata, Natricidae.
GUCAAAGGUCACAGCGCAGCUCACAAUGGAGUUCUCUGAUCCAGUGCAAAGCGGUUUACAGAUCCUGGCUGAACCGGGCUGCUUCUCGCUCCGAGCUUUCCAGGCUCUGCUCCAGGCUGCCUUCCAGAGCUUGCUCAGCGGCCAGACCAAGCAGGCCGCCUUGGAUUACCCAGAUUUGGAACAUAUUGAUCCAGCAAUAUUAAAAUACUGCCACACAGCAGCUACCACUUAUAUAAUAGAAGCUGGGAAGCAAAAAGCUGACAAAUCUAUUAUAAGCGCGUAUCUAGAAGACUGUAAAUUCAACAGAGAAAGCAUUGAACAUUUUUGCACUGAAUAUCAGAUACAUAAGGAUACCUUGGAAAUCAUGUUGGGGAGUAUAGGCAGAUGUCCACUGCAUGUAACUGAUGUUUGCUGGCAACUGGAAUAUCAAAUCAAGACUAAUCAACUUCAUAAAAAGUAUUGCCCUGCCUAUUUGAUGACCUUAAGAGUAGAGAACAUUGAUUCAAGAUCUCAUGAGGACAUUCAUUUUAGUUGUUCUAUGGAUCAAUUGCAGGAUUUAGUUGAAAAGUUAAAAGAUGCAGCUAAAAGUCUAGAAAGAAAAACUCAACUAUAAUUUACACACUUGGCAAUCAAGUACAUUGAAGAAAAGGAAAUGCUUGCUUCUUUGACUAUAUAAUCUUUUUCCUGUUUCAUAUUCAGUGGAACUUUGAUAAAUGUUUAGUCAAACAGAGAUGGAACUUUUACUUUCUAGAUAACAUUGCAAGAUUUGUGUGCAAUAAAAACUCUUGAGCUUGUUAAACAACUGUGAUAUCUGUUUAGAUAACUAUACAUUUUUAAAAUACCUGCUUGUCUUUCAGUUUUGCCCUUUUUAAAAAUAAAUCUUUGAUUUCUCAAUUAUCUACUUUAUCAUCUAAUAAACAAGUGAACAUGAA